Myotis davidii is the source of this 3552-nucleotide messenger RNA. It is a transcript of the gene MSL1, whose product is annotated as male-specific lethal 1 homolog (Drosophila). Gene Ontology annotation, cellular component: MSL complex. The transcript is spliced from 9 exons. The record is from RefSeq and is a predicted model, not a curated record. The coding region runs from base 28 to 1083 and encodes 351 amino acids. NCBI's taxonomy places the organism in Eukaryota, Metazoa, Chordata, Mammalia, Chiroptera, Vespertilionidae.
GACGCGCUCCUUGCUCGGAUUGAACGUAUGGAAAGGCGGAUGCAGCUGGUAAAGAAGGAUAACGAGAAAGAAAGGCAUAAGCUGCUUCAGGGCUAUGAAACUGAAGAGAGAGAGGAAGCGGAGCUCUCUGAGAACAUUAAACUGGAGUGCCAGCCAGAGCUGUCUGAGACGCCCCAGACUCUGCCUGCCAAGCCUUUCUCGUGUGGGCGGAGUGGAAAGGGACACAAAAGGAAAUCCCCAUUUGGAAGUACAGAAAGAAAGAUUCCUGUUAAAAAGCUGGCUCCUGAAUUUUCAAAAGUCAAAACAAAAACUCCUAAGCACUCUCCCAUUAAAGAGGAACCCUGUGGUUCCUUAUCUGAAACUGUUUGUAAGCGUGAAUUGAGGAGCCAAGAAACUCCAGAAAAGACCCGGUCUGCAGUGGACACCCCGCCAAGACUCUCCACUCCCCAGAAGGGACCCAGCGCCCACCCCAAGGAGAAAGCCUUCUCAAGUGAGAUAGAAGAUUUGCCGUACCUUUCCACCACAGAAAUGUAUUUGUGUCGUUGGCACCAGCCUCCCCCAUCACCGUUACCAUUACGGGAAUCCUCUCCAAAGAAGGAGGAGACUGUAGCAAGGUGUCUGAUGCCAUCAAGUGUUGCAGGAGAAACUUCAGUCUUGGCUGUUCCUUCUUGGAGGGACCACUCAGUAGAGCCUCUAAGGGACCCAAAUCCUUCAGACCUUUUGGAGAACCUAGAUGACAGUGUGUUUUCAAAGCGGCAUGCAAAACUGGAGCUGGAUGAAAAGAGAAGGAAAAGAUGGGAUAUUCAGAGGAUCAGGGAACAAAGAAUUUUACAGCGACUACAGCUCAGAAUGUAUAAAAAGAAAGGAAUUCAGGAAUCUGAGCCUGAGGUUACCUCAUUUUUCCCUGAGCCAGAUGAUGUUGAAAGUUUGAUGAUUACUCCCUUCUUGCCUGUUGUAGCAUUUGGACGACCAUUACCAAAAUUAACUCCACAGAAUUUUGAGCUGCCCUGGUUGGAUGAGCGUAGCCGAUGCAGGUUGGAGAUCCAGAAGAAGCAAACACCUCACCGGACGUGUAGGAAAUAACUGUGCUGGCAAGAACCUUCUGUCUUCAGAUAGUUGUAGCGUGCCAUUCCCAGAGAGUGGCAGAGACCUGUAUAUGUGACCUGUGUCCUCAUGUAUGUUAUUCACUGAUAAUGCCCUUCCAUACUCCCUUGAUCUUGGUUUUGUUUUCAUCAUUCUGAUUUCACAAAAACUGUUUCAUUGGGCUGUGAGUUAUAGAAGGUGAUUGGGAUAUCUUUUCCUCUUUUGGGGAAAUGAGCUCUCAAUCUAAAUCUCUAGGGUGGCAGAUUUGGAAGCUUGCAGGGUCUGCUUCUAUACAUUUGCCUAUGUUAAUGGGGUAAAAGGGCUCUUUCAUUACACUUGUGGAAAUAAAGCAUCCCCUGCCGUUAGACCUGUGCUGCAUGGCACUCUUCUUGCCCUAGUAUACCCUUCCAUGUAGUUUGAGUAUAGUGGUUUUUACCCUAAAACAAAACAAACAAAAAAAACCCAACACCAUGAGCUUAAGGACCAGAUGAGGAAUUAUUGAAGUGAUGAAGCAAGUCAUCUUCACAGGGUAGAAGUGUUUGGAGAGUUUGUAGAUAAAUAUCUGAAAAGACAGUUCUCUUAAAACUACUCUGUGAUAUAGCCAUGUGGGAAAGGCUGUGAUUUUUUUUUUUUUUUUUGAGUUAAUGGGUAACUGAAUUUUUUCCCCUACCCCUCAAAAAAUAAAAUCUUUGGAAAACAGAAUGGGGAUGGUUACUUUUGGACAAGUUAUGGCUCUAAACAAAAGCAGUUGACAUUUGGGGAUGGCAUGCCAGAACCUGUAUAGACGUCCUUGUGUCACAUCACUUCUCAAGUAUUCCUUUGUUGAGCUUUAUCCUUUUAGCUGAGCUCUUGGUGGUGGGAUAGAAAUUUAGGGAGGGUGGGGGGUGUAUGUGGAAAUAUGUGCUUCCUUUGGCUCGAAAAUGUCUACAUCUUUAAACAAACAGGUGUACCUAAUGAGCUUCUCUAUUCACUUUGUAAAAACUGAUUUGUAUGUGUACCAUCUUGGUCCACCACCACCACCACCACACCCCUUUUGUUAAAAACGUCAGCCCAGCACUCCAGGCCACUUUAGUCUCAGUGUAAGAUCCCUGUAACUAUCUGGAAGGAAAAUAGAGCCAAGACCUCUGGUCUUCAAUAUAUAGGAAUUGCCUUUCUUUAGCCUUCAGGACUACCGUGUGAAAACAAGUAGGGGCCUAAUCUCCUAGAAGAUAGGGACUUUCAUCCUUGAAGAGAGUAAGUCCCCAGAUUAUUAGCACUUUUAGAGGAGAAGCCAAGGUAUGUAGGGUGUGUGGCCGGCCCAUCAGUGGAGCAUGAGAGAAUGGGAUACCAUUGUGGGAAGAAAAGUUAAGUUCCUCAGGGGCCUCCCACUGCUAGAGCUUUUUGUGAGAUGUUGAUCUGUGCUCCCUGGGUUUUAAAAAUAAUUAUUCCGGCAGCACAUGUAGUAUUCUUGGAUGAUCUUGCUGCUCUUAUUUCUCGUGUGUGUGUGUGUGUGUGUGUGUGUGUGUGUGUGUGUGUGUGUGUGUGUCUGGCUGUGGCUUUGGGUUUUCAUUUGUAACUCCCAUCUGCUUAGGAGAGUGGGCUCUCCACAAGGGAACCUGCUAUGAACUUCAUUGCAAGAGUGUAGAGAGAAAUAGGACUUAUUCCACUAGGGGCUCUCGUCUCACACCUUGAGAAGAGGAAGGGGAUUUCCAGAGAAACGGCCAGAUUUUCUUUGUUCUCCAUCAUUUUAACAUGGCAAGUUGUUCGGUUUUCCUACUCUGCUAUGUUUCUUUAUAAUGUGCCCAAGAAGAAAAAAGACCAUUUAGUGUCUUUACUUUGUUCCUCGAUUCCUCACAGUUUCUUCUUGAUUUUCAGCAUUUUUAUUGGAUUCCUAAUUUGGGUAUGAGUUAGCAAAUUAAUCUUUUGUUUGUGCCCUACCCAGAGGACUCCCCAGAUUCUGAACUUGAGCUAGACGAAGAGGAAUCCAUGAGGUGCUAUCUGGCCAGACUUAAGUGGAUUCUAUUUCCUUGGUUCUCCCUCUACCUAGAACCUCUUAUUUUAUUGUCCCCUCUUUUAGAUCAAUUCUCCUUUGAUUUGGAUAUAUUGAGGUUUAUUGAGAAAGAUUUUGGAGAGUAGAUUAGCAAAGUUCCAAGAGUGAAAUUACAGUGUGUUAAGAAUGUGGGGGGAAAAUUCAUCUUAUUUUUCCCCUACAUGGAGUACAACACUGUGAAAUUCAGUCUUCAAUUGAAGGCCCUGCAGUUCUCCUAAAACAUAGAUCUUUGUUUCUUUCUUUAACAAAGUUUAAGCUAGUGUUAAUAAAUUAAAAAGAAAUUGCUUGUCUGUCCACUUCAGCUUUGUUUUAAGCUCAUUUCAUAUUGUUGUCUGUGUUGUAAUUCAUACUUUUGAUACCAUUUCUGAUGUGUAAAAUUGGUUGUCUUGUAAAUAUCUUAUAAAAGAGUUCAAUUGUAAAUAAACUACUGUGGCUGUUAA